Closterium sp. Naga37s-1 is the source of this 786-nucleotide messenger RNA. NCBI's taxonomy places the organism in Eukaryota, Viridiplantae, Streptophyta, Zygnematophyceae, Desmidiales, Closteriaceae. The record is from the annotation of a GenBank genome assembly.
AUGCGCCCCAUCACCCCGCUGCCCAGCGUGCCCUGCCACCCCGCAGCCCCCAUAAGCCCCCUCCCCGUCGUCCUGUACCCGCUACCCGCGCGUACACAUAGCCGCACGCGCAGCCACACGCACACAAGCAGCCGCACGCACAGCCACACGCACACAAGCAGCCGCACACGCAGCCUGCAUAGCCGCAUGCGCAGCCUGCACAACCACAUGCGCAACCUGCACGCACACACGCACGCAACAGCACGCACGCACGGCCGACUACCCGCUACCCGCACCCCACCUGCUACCCGUACCCGCACCCCUCCCAAUAUCCGCACCCGCUACCCGCUACAUACACCCCACCUGCUACCCGCCACCUGCACUCGCUACAUGCCACCCCACCUGCUACCCGCCGACUCACCCGCCACCCCCACCUGCUACCCGCCACCCCACCUGCCACCCGCACCCGCUACCCGCCACCGCACCUGCUACCCGUCGCCCCACCUGCUACCUACAGCCCUACCUGCUACCCGCCACCCCACAUGCUACCUGCCGCCCCACCCGUACCCGCUACCCGCCGCCCUACCUGCUACCCGCCACCCUGCCCGUUUCCGCUACCCGCCGCCCCACCUGCUACCCUCUGCCCUGCUCGUUCCCGCUACCCGCUGCCCCACCCGCACCAGCUGCCCGCUACCCCAGUUGCUAACAGCCUCAAGCAUAUUGGAAGCUACCUGUACUCGCCCCCACCCGCAACCCCAACCUUGGAACCGCACUCUACUGCACUCAACCGUACUAGACCGUGCUUGA